GGCUGAGCGGCAGCGAUGGCGAGUCCCCGGGCAGCGCCCCGCCGCCGCCGCCCUCGGCCGGAGAGGCGUCGCCGCUGCCCGAGGAGCCCUCGGCCGCCUCCGUGGCCAGCAGCCGCCUGCAGCUCAGCACCUCGCUCGCCUUCUCCGACCUCACCGAGGAGCUGCUGGACGCCGGCACCGACGGGCUGCUCCGCGAGCUGGAGGAUCUGCGCUCCGAGAACGACUAUCUCAAGGAUGAGAUCGAGGAGCUGCGCGCUGAGAUGCUGGAGAUGCGGGAUGUCUACAUGGAGGAGGACGUGUACCAGCUGCAGGAGCUGCGGCAGCAGCUGGACCAGGCCAGCAAGACCUGCCGCAUCCUGCAGUACCGGCUGCGCAAGGCCGAGCGCCGCAGCCUGCGCGUGGCACAGACCGGCCAGGUGGACAGCGAGCUCAUCCACAGCCUUGAGCAGGACGUCAAGGUGGCCAAGGACGUCUCUGUGCGGCUCCACAAUGAGCUGGAGGUGGUGGAGAAGAAGAGGAUCAGGCUGGAGGAGGAGAACGAGGACCUGCGCCAGCGGCUCAUCGAGACCGAGCUGGCCAAGCAGGUGGUGCAGAACGAGAUGGACAAGCUCCGAGAGAACUCCCUGAAGAAGCGGGGGUCUCGCUCCAUGGGCAAGACUGAGAAGAAGCCGUCAGUGCAGGAGGACAGCGCAGACCUGAAGUGCCAGCUGCACUUUGCCAAGGAGGAGUCAGCCCUGAUGUGCAAGAAGCUGACCAAGCUGGCCAAGGAGAAUGACGGCAUGAAGGAGGAGCUGCUGAAGUACAGGUCCCUGUACGGGGACCUCGACAGCUCCCUCUCCGUGGAGGAGCUGGCUGACUCUCCCCAUUCCCGGGAGGCCGAGCUGAAGGUCCACCUCAAGCUGGUGGAGGAGGAAGCCAACAUCCUCAGCAGGAGGAUAGUGGAGCUGGAGGUGGAAAACCGCGGGCUGCGGGCAGAGAUGGACGACAUGAAGGGCCAGGGGGACAGGGAGCUGCCGGGGCAGGACUCGCGCUUCCUGGUGGGUGUCUCGAGCUGCGGGGACGCGGGGGACACGGUGGCGGAGCUGCGCCGGCACCUGCAGUUCGUGGAGGAGGAGGCCGAGCUGCUGAGGCGCUCGCUGCUGGAGCUGGAGGACCAGAACAAGCUGCUCCUGAACGAGCUGACCAAGUACAAGUCGGACCACGAGCUGGACGUGACGCUGUCGGAGGACAGCUGCUCGGUGGUCAGCGAGCCCUCGCAGGAGGAGCUGGCCACGGCCAAGGUGCAGAUCAGCGAGCUCAGCGGCAAGGUGAAGAAGCUGCAGUACGAGAACAGGGUGCUGCUCUCCAACCUGCAGCGCUGUGACCUGGCCUCCUGCCAGAGCACCCGGCCCAUGCUGGAGACCGACGCCGAGGCCGGAGACUCGGCACAGUGCGUCCCCACCGCCGGCUGGAGGGACGGGAUGGGCGGCAGCGAGGCCGACGGGCAGGACAGGGGGCUGGGCGGCGGGAAGGUGCCCGAUGGCCCCGCCAAACUGCUCAAGCCCAAGGACCUGGAGACCUUGCUGGGCAUCCGGGACCAGGCAACUCUGGUCAGUAAAGCGAUCGAUGUCUUGAUUUCGGACGCCAACGGGUUCACUGCGGGGCUGAAGGCGUGCUUGGACAACGAGUGUGCGGGGGUGCUGCUGGGCGAGGCGGUGGGCAGCGGCGGCGACAGCCCCAGCGAUGCCAAGCUGAUGAACGUGCUGCUGAUGCGGCUGGGCGUGCUCCAGCAGGACCUGGGCUGCUUCGUGAGGAAGGUGGACCACCUCACCGGCGGCUUCAAGGAGCACACGGACUCCUUCCCCUUCUCCAGCCCCAGCAGCCAUGACAUCAGCAAAGAGGGGCUGCAGAAGGAGCAUGCCUCUGACUUCCAGCAGCCUGAUUUUAGGGACGCCGACCCUUUCCGCAUCCCCCACACCAAGGACACGGACCCCGCACAUCCCCGGAGCUACAGAACCUGCCGGGCCGAGGAGAACGACUCCUACGCCACCGAGAUGAAGGAGCUGCAGCUGGUGCUGUCAGAGGCCAACGAGAGCCUGCGGGGGCUGCAGGAGCAGCUCUCACAGGAGAGGCAGCUGAGGAAGGAUGAGGUGGACAACUUCUCACAGAAGAUCUGCCAGCUGAAGGAGGACCACCAGAAAGCACUGCUGCGACGGGAGUUUGAGCUGCAGAGCCUGAACCUGCAGAGGCGGCUGGAGCAGAAGUUCUGGAGCCAGGAAAAGAACCUGCUGGUGCAGGAGUCACAGCAGUUCAGGCAGAGCUUCCUCCUGCUCUUCAUGAAGCUCAAGUGGUUCCUCAAGCGCUGGCGCCAGGGCAAGGUGGUGCACAGCGAGGGCGAGGACUUUUUGGAGGUGAACAGCAUGAAGGAGCUGUACCUGCUGCUGGAAGAGGAGGAGCUAGCCCCGCAGCAACAGGCAGACAACAAGAUGUGUGCCGGGGACACCUGGACCCCCAACACGCCCAACGAGUGCAUCAAGACUCUGGCAGACAUGAAGGUGACCCUGAAGGAGCUGUGCACGGAGCUGCGGGAGGAGCGGCGCGGUGCCAGCGAGCUGCAGCAGCAGUUCACCAAGGCCAAGGCUGCCUGGGAGAUGGAGCGUGCCGAGCUCAAGUGCCACAUCGCCCAGCUGGAGUCAAAGGCAGGCAAAGGGAUCGCGGAGCGUGCGCUGCCAGACUGGAAGGUGGCACUGAAGAGGGAGCGUGAGGAGCACCAGCAUCUCCUGGCCGAGUCCUACAGCGCUGUCAUGGACCUCACCAAGCAGCUGCAGAUCAGUGAGAAGAACUGGAACCAGGAGAAGGUGGAGCUGCUGGCUCGCUUCAAGGAGGAGCAGCAGCAGGCAGAGCAGCAAGCGAAGGACCUGCAGAACAAACUUAACCAGUUGCAGAAAGGAUCCAGUCCGUGGGCAUUGAAGCACUCUGAAAUGGAGAAGCAUGGCAGCAACUGGAAAGAGGCUCUCAAUGAGAAAAUCACAGACAAGGAGACAAUCUCUGAAGCAGAAGCCAAGGGAACCAACCUCAAAAGGACCAAGUCUGUUUCCUCCAUGUCAGAGUUUGAAAGCUUGCUCGACUGUUCUCCCUACCUCCCUGGAAAGACCGUGCCAGGGCUGGGUGACCAUGCCCGGGGCAAAAAGGCAUCCUCGACCACCCAGAUGCUGCCCAACGGGAUCCGGGACAGCGCCAGCCUUCCUCCCUCCAACUGUACAUAUGUGAAUAUCGAACAACCUGCCCCUGACAGCCUGGUCAAAGAGAAGCUGGGCAUCUCCUCCUGGGACUACUCACAGGCAAGCGGCCUCUCUGGGCACGACCCAGCUCAGAAACAAAUCCAGAGGAGCUACACGGCGCCCGACAAGACUGGGAUCCGCAUCUACUACAGCCCGCCGGUGGUGCGGCGGCUGGAAGCGCCUCUGGUGCACAACAAGGAGGGCAAGAUCAUGAUCGAGCCCGGAUUCUUGUUCACCAUGGCCAAGCCGAAGGAGCCGGAGGAGUCGGCCAGCGCCGAGGGCACCUACAGCCAGUGGCUGUGCAACUUCUCCAAGCAGCAGCAGGAGCUGCUGGACAGCGGCGCGGGGGAGAGCGCGGUGCCGCCGGUGCCGCGCUUCCCCCCCUCGCUGCACGACCUGGAGAUCUCCGGCAACAUGAGCGACGACAUGAAGGAGAUCACCAACUGCGUGCGCCAGGCCAUCCGCUCCAGCUCGCUCGAGAGGAAGGUGAAAAGCACCUCCAGCCAGACGGUGGGGCUGGCCCACGUGGGCACACAGACCAUCCAGACGGUGAGCGUGGGCCUCCAGACCGACCUGCCCCGCGGCGCCGGUGUGCACGGCAAGAGCUGGUCCCCGCGCAGCUCCUCCCUCAUGUCUGUGCGCAGCAAGCAGAUCUCCUCCUCCCUGGAUAAGGUCCAUUCCAGGAUCGAGCGGCCAUGCUGCUCCCCAAAAUACGGCUCUCCGAAGCUGCAGAGGAGGUCUUCCUCCAAGCUGGACGCCUCCAAGGACAGGAGCCUGUGGAACUUGCACCAGAGCAAGCAGAAUGGCUCUGCCUGGGCCCGCUCCACCACCACCCGCGACAGCCCCGUCCUCAGCAACAUCAACGAUGGCCUGUCCAGCCUGUUCAGCGUGGUGGAGCACGCGGGCAGCACCGAGUCCAUCUGGAAGCCGGGCUGUCCUGAGAGCAGCCGGGCCAAGCCCGAAGCACCCAAGUACGGCCUCGUGCAGGAGUUCUUCAGGAACGUCUGCGGGCGGGCGCAGAGCCCCACCGCCCCCCAGGAGAAGAAGGAGGUCACUGGGGAGGAGAGCAAGAGAGCUGAGCACCCCAGCCCCACCACCCACCACCCAGCCGAAAACAUCACCCGUGUCUUGAACAAGAAGGUCCUCAAGCAGGGCAGCUGCGAGGACCCCAAGCCCUCGUCCCCUGGCCAGGGCAGUAAGGACGCAGCCCUGCGGGACCCCGAGCUCAUCUCGGCCAUAGCCAGCGAGGACACGGCGUGUGACUGCAGCUCCCAGUCCCUCACCUCCUGCUUUGCCCGGCCUUCCCGCUCCGCGCUCCGCCACUCCCCCUCCAAGUGCAAACUGCACCCCGCGGACCCCCCCAGGGCGGAGGAGAAGCCGGGGGCCUCGACCUGCAAUGUAAAACCAAGUGCAUUUUAAAAAUACCGAAAUGAGCUACAUUGGAGAGGCACCAAUUGGAUUAAGAGAUUGUGGCUUGGGAGGCUGCAGCGUGGCCCGCGGUCUGCGCCGCGCAUCCCUCCAUCACCACCAGAAAAAGCCUUACCCAGGGAGGGAGGGGGCAGCAGCCACGGCCCCCACAGCACUGCACAGCUCCUGGGGCUGGGGGACCAACCCCACACAGAGCAGCCUUGGUGCCUCUGUGCAGCUCCAGCAGAGAACAGAGAUUUCUGAGGCAGCUGCCUGACCUAUUUUCGAGCUGCCUGCCAGGGGCCAGGCAGGGAUUCACCCACAUGGAGCUGCCUUCAGGUGUCUGGGGCUCAGCACAUUGCUGUGGGGGUGUGUGCCUUGUUCUGGGGGCUCUGUACACUGCUCCAAGGGCUCUGCAUUGCCCCAGGGGCUCCAUCCACUACUCCAAGGGCUCUGCAUUGUCCCAGGUGCUCCAUCCACUGCUCCAAGGGCUCUGCAUUGCCCCAGGGCCUCCAUCCACUGCUCCAAGGGCUCUGCAUUGCCCCAGGGGCUCCAUCCACUGCUCCAAGGGCUCUGCAUUGCCCCAGGGGCUCCAUCCACUACUCCAAGGGCUCUGCAUUGCUCUGAGGCUCUGUACAGUGCACCAGGAGCUCCAUACACUGUUCCAAGGGCUCUGUGCAUUGCUCCACCAGCUCUGUACGCCACCCCAAGGGCUCUGUGCAUUGCUCUGGAGCUCUGUACACUGCUUCCAGGGCCUCUGCACAUUGUCAUCUCGCAGUUUCUCUUUAGAACUGCUGGUGCUGCCGAGGCUGCUGCCCUCUCCUGUCCGGCCGCUCACUGCCCGCAGCAGCUGCUGCAUCACUGCCACGUCGCAGCCUCCGUCAGCAUCUCCACGACAGCCGCUCACUGCCUGUGUCUCCGGACACACCAGCAUCAGCCAGGGCCCAGCAGCCCCAGCACCGAUGGCCUUUUGCUCCUGGCCAGCUCCUGGGGGACCCUUGUCACCCGGGUGGGGGACACUCAGGGCAGGUGCUGCCCACCCUCACCAGCAGCCGGGGCCGGGCCGUGUCCCUGCCUGCCACGGAGGAGUCGGGUCCAGCACUGCCACGGGCAAUCUCCUGCUGUACAUAGAUCCUUUUGAGGUGAUUUUUAGCAUUUUCAUGGAUAAUUGGGGUUUUGGUUUGGUUUGUUUUUUUUAAAAGACUCUACUUUUUGGAAUGUGGUUUCUCAUUUUUACAACUGCCUUUUAAUUAUUUGUAAUAUUGGUCAGUUCUGUCUUACUCUGUAAAUAGUGGUGCUGGGCAUUUCCCAGGGGUGCUGAGAUGAGGCUGGCAAGGAAUUUGUGGGGAAAAUUUGCUUAAGGUGUGGAGAUGGCUGAUUCCAGUGCAGUCCCUCCAUGGAUUCUGCCCCUGUCCACAUGCCAAUGCCCAGCCUGGGGUGAAACCCGAGGUGUUUUGGGCAAAGCCACUCUUGCCCCUGCCCUGUCCUCCUGCUUCCUCUCACCAGCCCAUGCCAAGGUCGCAUGAAGGGCACCUCCUGCCCCGAUGACAGGCUCUCUGCCCACCCCAUCCUGCACCCCUGUGUCAUGCCUGCUAGUUGUGUGAUGAAUAAAGGCCCUGCAACCCCUCACCCCACCCUUGGUGCUGCCUUCCCGUGCUGUGGUGGGGGGACCGUGCUGCCUGUCCUGUCUGGGGCAGUGCUGCUGCAGGGGGAGGAGUGACACGAUCCUGUCCCCCUGUUCCUGCCAUCCUGCCUGCUGCCCAGCCCACUCAUGGUGUCCCAUCCUCUCCUCACCCACCUCUGUCCCUGACACCAUCCCCAUGUGCUGACCCCAACUCCAGGGCUCCUUGUCAACUCCACUGCCAGCGCUGUCACCCCUCACCAGGCUCCCCUCAGCUCUGCACUGUCCUUGUGCUGCUGGUGUUUCUCACAGCUGCCCUGUCCCAUCCCAGCCUGCCCAGCAGCUCACCCCAGCCUGCACACACCCCCACAUCCCCCCUUCCUCUGCUGCCAAGGCUUCCUGCCCUUGUGCCCCCGGGUUGGACUCAAUGAUCUCAGAGAUCGUUUCCAGCCUGAAUGAUUCUGUGAUUCCCUGAUGACCUGCUGUUCCCAGCCUCCCCUGAGGUUCACUCCAUUAAACUCUCCCACCCUGAGGUCCUCUGUCACCCACCAAAACCCACUAUCCUUUUCUUCUCUUCCAUCAUCCUUCAUGUCCCACCCCUUUCAUCCCUGCUCUUUGAUCUGCCAUGUUCCAUCCCUCUUUAUUGUGCUCUUUCAUCAACCCUAGCCCAACCCAGCCCUCUUUGCUCCUUCCUGUGCUAUUCCAUCCCACUUCUCCUUCCCAUGUUUCUUCACCCACCAUACCCCAUCCUUCCUGUGUAUCUUCUUUUAUGUCCCAACCCUUCUUCCACUGCUCCUCUGUUGUUCACUCAUCCUUCCUUCCUUGCAGUCAUCUGCUGUGUCCCAUCCUUACCUGCCACCCUCCUCCAUCACCCACCAGGUCCCAUCCUUCCUUUCUGUGCUUCUCCAUCAGCCACCAUGUCCUGUCCAUCCUUCCUGUCCUGCAUCCUCCACCAUGUCCUGUCCUUUCUUGUGCUCCACUGUCACCACCUCCAAUCCCUCCCUGUUCUCCCCACUCCCUUCACAUCCCAUCCCUCCUUCCACACCUUCCAGUGUGCUGUCACCAGCUGUAUCACAUCCCUCCCUGCCAUGCUGUGCUCCUCCACUACACACCAUGUCCCCUCCCACCCUCUUGUGCUCCUGCAUCCUAUCCCUCCUUGCUCUCCUCCAUCACCCACCACCUCCCAUCCCUCCUUCCUGUGCUCUUCCACUGCCCUCCAUAUCCCACCCUCCAGUCUUCCACUUCCAUCCUAUCCCUCUAACCUGCUCCUUCAUUCACCACAUCCUGUUCCUGAUCUUCAUUCACCACCACAUUCUUCUUGAUUUUUUUUCCUUCUUCACCUUCACCAUACCCCAUCCAUCCUUGCCUUGCUUGGCCUUCAGCUUUUCCUUUCAUAUUAAUGUCAACAUCUCACUGUCUUCUUCAGCUCCCACCACCACUGUCCUCUACAUCUUACCAUCAGUUUGUCCCUCCUCCUCCAUUGGCUCCCACCUUCACCCUAACCUCCUCCACUCCUCAUCUUUUCCACAUCUUUCUUCAUCCUCUUCUCUCUCCUAUCUCCUCUCUCAAUCUCCUUCACUUUCCCAUCCCAAAAUCCAUCCUCACCUCCCAGCAUUUUACCAUCAUUUCAACUGCUAAUGUCACCCCAAUUUAACUUCUCCACCUCCACAUUUCCAGUCCCCUCUUUGUGCUUAUCCAUUUCCCAUCUCCUCAUUCGUCCUCCUCCACUGCCCUCCACUCUUUGUCUUCUUUUAUCCCCUUAGUGUCUCUCGGUUCCUCCUGUCAUCCAUGUCCAUCUCUGCUGUUUCCUCAUCCCUCCUCUUCUCCAUCUCUCCUACAUCCUUUUCCUCCACCACCUGCUAUCUAAUCUCUGUUUUCCUCUUCCAUUUUGUCCAUCUUCAUCCUCCAAUUCCCACUGUCCUCCAUCCUUCCCCAUGCCCCACACCACCCACCCUGUCCUUCCUCACCCUCUCUACCAUCUGCCCAGUCUCCUCAUCCUCCCCAACCUCACUUUUCAUCUUAAUUGUCCUUUCCACCAUCUUCCAUCUCCUUCACCCUGUAUCUCAUACUUCUUCCUCCACCUCAGUCCUUCCUGUGCCCCUUCACUUCCCAUUGUUUCCCAUACUUUUUCCUGCAGUUUCACCUCUUGCCCUCUCACUCUCGACCUCUGGCUAUCUCACCAUCCUUCAUUAUUUGCCUCCCACAGUUUGCCUGUUUCUCCUUAUGUUCCUCCAGUUCUCCCCACCUUCCUAUCUCUCUUCACCCCUUAAGUGUCCCACCAACCUUACAGAUCUCCCUCUCCACCCCUCCCUGACCUCCAGCCACCCUUCCUUACCUCACAGCUCCCUCUCUAACUGUCCUUACAUUCUCCUUCAUCUCCUACCUGUCCUGAUUUCCAAUCUUCUCCCAGCCCAACCUCUCCCAUUCCUCCCUGCACUCUUUUACUUCUAGCACAUCUAACUCCAGCUGCAAUUUUCUGCUUCUCACUUCUCCUGCCUUAUAUCCCAUCCCUUACCAACCUAGGAAAGCCACUACCAGCUCAGCCACCCCUGAUGCACACAGGAAGGGCCCUUCUUGACGUCACAAAACACUUCUCCCUAGGACUAGCCAUGGGGGAAAAGGGGAUGACCUCUGCCCUUGGAAGGUUACUGAGUAACUCAGCUAGAUAAAGUCACCAAUAUCCUGAUCUAACAUUAGCAAUAACUAAUAUGGAACAUGGAGCUUGACUAGAUUCCCCUGGGAUCACUUCAAGCAGUGAAAGAUUUCCGGGAGGGGUGAGAAAGGCCGGGAAUGGCUUUGAAGGUGUUGCCUGGGAUGCUGCAGGACGUGAAGAAAUAUCCCUGCCACUUGCAGUUGCUCCAUGGUGCUCAAGCAGACCCACCACACACUGCUCCAGCAGGACCAUCCCAUACUGCCUGAGCAGGAACAUUCCAUGCUGCCUGAGCAGGAACAUCCCACCCUGCUUGAUCAGCAUCUCCCCAAACUGCUCAAGCAGGACCUCUCCAGGCUGCUUGGGCAGGAUCAUCCAAUGUAGCUGGAGCAGAAUCUUCCCAUGUUGCCCAAGCAGGACCAUCCCUUGUCGCUUGAGCAGGACCACUCCAGGCUGUUCAAGCAGGACUAUUCCCAGGCUGCUUGAGUACCAUGGGCCAUCCCAAAGAAGCUUCCUGAAAAGCUGCCAGCUCCCAGGCCAGUGAGUGAUCCCUGAGCUGUCCCCUCAGACCCAAGAGCCAGGGAUCUUUCAUCAUCCUUGUUGUCCUCCCCUCAGGCUGGGCCCUGCAGGGCCACGGCCAUCCCCUUCCAACAGCCUUACAGCAACACUAGGGCACGAGGCUGCUGGCACUGCUGCCAAGGGGAGCACAGCUCUCCUCUCCAUCCCAAGGGAGCUCCAAACCCUGCAGGACCUGCAUGCAGGGCCUUUCCAGAGCCUCCUGUGUCACUCACACACAAGGGCCAGCCAGCCUUGCUUCACAGAAGACCCUGCUGGAGGCUCCCAGCCAUCCCAUGGAGGGGAUGAUGCCCUUUCCUAGGGGCUGUCCCACUGCAACACAGGGACAGGGCACCAAGUGUCUUUAUAGGGUGGGGGUGACAUUUGUAAAGCAUUCCUGCCCAUAAGCCUUCCUGGCUGGUAAAUCUGGGGAAGGGUGGAGGGAAUUUGCUACCUGUGUUAGGGACUAGCUGAACUUACGUGUCUCCCCAAGCUGGAUUUCUUAUUCCAAAUGUUCAAACUGUUGUAUAUUGUACUGGGAUUUUUACAUUGAAUUAUUGUAGAAAACAAAAACUUAAACUAAG
This is a messenger RNA of Cyanistes caeruleus (blue tit), 10077 nucleotides long. It is a transcript of the gene MTCL2, whose product is annotated as microtubule crosslinking factor 2. The record is from RefSeq and is a predicted model, not a curated record. Gene Ontology annotation, biological process: regulation of autophagy; insulin receptor signaling pathway. Lineage: Eukaryota; Metazoa; Chordata; Aves; Passeriformes; Paridae.